Messenger RNA from Schistosoma mattheei, 1245 nucleotides. The record is from the annotation of a GenBank genome assembly. Lineage: Eukaryota; Metazoa; Platyhelminthes; Trematoda; Strigeidida; Schistosomatidae.
AUGAAAUGGACAAAGAAACAAUUAACUUGGCAAAUUCAGAGUUAUCCAUCACAUUCUUUAUCAAGGGUACGUGCACAUGCAGUAUUUCAGCAUACAUUCAAUUUAUGGUCAAGAGUGGUUAAUUUAGAUUUUGUGGAAGAAAAAGAUUAUUAUAAACCAGCUGAUAUUGUGAUACGAUUUGGAGCUGGCAAACAUGGAGAUUCUAUACCAUUUGAUGGAGCAGGUGGAGUACUAGCACAUGCUUACUAUCCAACACCGGAUAAUGUAUAUUCAUUUUCUGGUGAUGCACAUUUUGACGAUGAUGAAAUCUGGAAUGAUGGACCACAUAAAACACAUAGAAAUUUGAUUUCCGUCGCAGCUCAUGAAUUAGGGCACAGUUUAGGAUUAGGUCAUUCAUCUGUACCAACUGCAAUUAUGUAUCCUUACUACACAAGAACAUGGGAAAAAGUUAAGUUGGAUCCAGAUGAUAUCGCUGGAAUACAACAAAUUUAUGGUGCUGCUAAACCGGGUAAAUUUAUACCACCUGAACCAAGUUUGCCUGAUAUACCCCCACCACCACCUGUAACUACAGAAGCUCCAAAACGUGAGAAUGUUUUCGAUUUUUGCAAUAUCAGUGUUGAUGCAAUUAUUAAAAUUCGUAAUUUAGAAUUGUAUGUUUUUAAAGGAGAAUGGCAAUGGCGAGUAACAUGGUCAAAAACUGUAACAACAUGGAUCACCUAUCAAUUUCGUGACGGUCCGGCAAAAAUAACUUAUUACUGGCCUGCAUUACCUAAAUACGUUGAUUACAUUAAUGCUGGUAUUGAACGCCAUGAUGCAGCUAUUUAUAUUUUUCGAGAUAAAAAAUUCUGGCUACUUCUGGAUAAUAUGAGAAUGAAACCUGGAUUUCCAAGUGAUGGAUUACCUCUAACUAAUCUUGGACUUCCAUCGUACCUGGAACGUGUAGACAGUGUAUUUUUAUGGGGAGAAAAUCAAGCAAUUUAUAUCUUCGCUGGAAAAUAUUACUGGCGCUUGGAUGAGAAUUCUGGUCCAUUUGGCAAAGUAAUUAAUAGUCCGGACUAUCCUCGUCUGAUAGAAGAUACAUGGCAGGGAGUUCCUGUUCCUACACAAGCUGCAUUUACCGGUCUCAAUGAUGAAACUUUGUUUUUUGAAGGUACAAACUACUAUGUAUUCGAUAAUAUAGCAAUGCAUACACGUCCUGGAUAUCCAAAACAAGCCUCACUAGGUAUACUUGGUUGUAUGAAAUGA